Messenger RNA from Brassicogethes aeneus, 3124 nucleotides. The record is from the annotation of a GenBank genome assembly. Lineage: Eukaryota; Metazoa; Arthropoda; Insecta; Coleoptera; Nitidulidae.
UAAAUUCACAACACCGAACUUCCACCAACACCUAUAGAUGGCGCCAGGUUCGCCACCUUAACCUCACUUUUUUACCAAACAAUAAAUCAACGAACUGUUAUAAUAAAAAUGGUGAAAGAUACGACUCCAAUAAAGAAAAAACGUAAAACAGCCAACAGCGGUGAUAACGAUGCCGAAACCGACAUAUACAGGAAAGUUGUUGAAUUCGAGGAGAAAGAAUCUAAAUUGCGGUCUUCAGAAGGAGAUGCGCAAAUUUACUCGAACAUAUGCGCGGACAUACGUAAAAAACUCGCGGAAAUGAUGGAAAUAAACUCGGAAGUCAAACAGGAGGGUCAACGUAAGCAAGAAUUGUUACUUGAUGUUUGUUUGAAGAUCGCUGUUAUUAAGAAGCUGAAUAGGGUGGAUAAAAUCCAGCAUGUGUUCGGGAAGGAUUUGCUGAACGUUGAGAAACAAAAAUGCGACUCAAUUAAGUUGGUUUAUCAGAAUUUGGUGUAUGAAUUAGGUCACUUAAUGCACGAAGUUACUAAAUGUAAUUCUUUUAAGUCUAAACAUGAGGAUAUUGACUUGAUUGACUUCAGUGAUUUUAUGAAAGGGGCUCCCAGUGAUAUUACUGAUAAAUUUAAGAAUGUCGAUAUGAAUAAUAGUGAGGAUUUGCAUAAUUUAACUUUAGCUAGGUUGGAAUAUGAGUUGCAGCAACGAAAAUCGUUGGCAAAAUCUUAUGAAACUUUGCAGGAGGAAAAGAAAAAACUUGCUGAAGAUAUUGUGGAAAGGAAAAAAAAGCUAGAUGGUUUACUACCACUAUUAAACACCAUAAUAAAUGCUACAAAACCACUACAAGAAUACUUGAACAUACCAAUUGACAAAGUAAGGGCUGAACACAAGUUGGCACAGCUAUUACCAGACCCUCUGUAUAUAUUUUAUGCUAACGUGGUUGCCUACAGCAGUGUACAUGAUGUUAAUUUAAAGGCUAAUAUACUGGGUGAUCAGGAGGAAGCUGCCCAGUUUAAUGAAAAUGAGUGUAAUAAUGAGGAAAUCGAGUCUGACGGUGAAAAUGAAACACAGGAAACAGAGGAGGUGGUAGAAGUUAAAAAACGCCGCCACAGGAAAUCUGUGCAAGUAGAUCCAAUGGAGGAAAAGAAGAAGAAGAUACUUGAACUUCAUCCUUUGUCAGUUGAAGUGACUUUGGAUAUAAAAGACGUCCCAAGCAUAACAUUGCUUCUGAAAUACUGUAUGAAACUUAAAAUAGUCACUGUCACAUCAAAAGUUAACCUACCAAGUGACAUAACAGGUAACUGUGCCCAAGAAAUCUUGUCAGGGGAAAACAUUCUUAACGAGUUAACUCCAGGCGAUUUUGGCCUUGAAAGCCCUAAUCCUGGAACCCCCUACCUACUGAAAAAAGUUGGUCUGGGCUCAUUUAGAAAUCUUGUAUCUCAAUUGGGCUACGCCUACAAAUGGGUGCAGACUUGCUGUGGUUUGGAUUUUUUGGACAAAAAGGCUUGGAAUGAGGAAAUUGGCAGGGCAAAUGUUGAGUUUGUUUUUAAGACUUUAAAUAAAAGGUUGACUUCUAGAACUACUUUAGCUAAGCAGCUGGAAAAGUUAGAGCAAAAAAGUAUACCACAAAUACCAGAUUCUAUAGAAAAGCCGCAAAAUGUUAUAUCAAAUUUAACGAAAUUUGGUUCUACCACUUAUCAGGAUUUUUGUAUGGCUAAACAUACAAAAGCCCUUCUUGAUGAGGACUUUAUAAAUCCUUCCGAUUUAUUUUUUACUGCUACAAUAAGCAGAAGCUCAGCCCAUCUAAACUGUUUUAUUGUAAUCAAAAACGAUUAUCCCAUAAGUCAACCAAUAUUUUCCUUAAAUUUAAUAUUCAAUAAACAGAAUUUAAGUGCGGAAAAUUCCGAUCAAAUAAGAGAUAUGGAAAAAGCUAUUAAUCUGGAAAUAAAACAUGAUUCAGCAAGUUUAUUAGCCAUCAAAUUCACUUUUUUGUGCAGUUAUUUAGAUGUUCUUUUGGAAACCAAUUUCCCCAAGGAUUUCCCACAAAGUACCAUGUUUUUAAAGAACAUAAGCGGAAGAAACAGAAGAAAUCCAUUUAAAUUUAGAAAAAUUGGAACUGGAAUUUUUACGCAGUAUUGAUCAUUAAUUGUUGGACAACAUUCUCAAAAUAAAACAAAUUAAUUUAAAUAAAAAAUAGUUUUAUUCAAUACAAAAAAUACAUAAAUAAAAAACCUAUUAAAACUAAGCUUUAAAAACCACAGAAUCACACUCCAAAGUUUUUAAGUUUAAAGCAACAGCUUGAAAACUUCCACAGAACUCUGGAAUACUUAUAAGCCUAACUUUUUGUCCUUCUGGGCCUUUAACCAUUUUACUGGAAAAUUUUUCUUGGUUGCCAGCAAAAAACACAUGAGGGCAUUUUUCGAUAAUGAAAGGAUCAUUUUCGUAGAAUGGAAAACAUCCUAAUGUGUCUGGACAUGUGGGGGCCAAGUGAUUCCACUUAAGGCAAUUUUCCAGGGCAAUUAAUGGGUCUGUUAUAUCCGAAUACCUAAGAAUAUCAGUUAUUGGUUGCCCUGAUGUUCCCAGUAUGUUAACAUUGUUUACAGAGCAAUUAUAUGGGUUUGGGACAAGAUUUAAUGUUUUGUAUUCUAUUGAUUUAGGAAACAUACAAAAAUGCAUUUGUUUCUGGGGUAAUAUGUGAUUUGAAGGAUCGUUUUCACCUGGCAUUAAGUCAACAUCUAUCACUUGACAUAACUGCAUUAAAAAUGUAUCCAAAACUUUCACAGCUUCAAUAGUAUGAGCAUUUUCUGAUACUCUUGAUGUCAUUGAUAUUGUUUGUUGUUUCUGUGUGUCUUUCUUAGUUCUCACACUAUUUCCAGCAAUUAUUACUCUUGCUAUUUUACUUACAUCAUUUGAAUCAUCAUUUAUUAACCCUGAAAUGUAGAAAUUAAAGAGUUCUAAGUUUACAGCAAAAUUUUGUUGAUUUAUGAAGUCCAAUCCACUUAGAAACACUAUGAAAUGAGUUUCUGUGCUCAUGGGGCGCUCAAUUUGUUCUCUGAAGUCAGCAAAUGUGUAAUCUUCAACUAAAAACUUGCCUUUCCCAGCAUCCGUACCCAAUAGGGCACAUGUAAUACCA